UUUUCCUUUGGGAUUGCAUUGAAGGCGUCCUGUGAGUUAGUAUAACUCACGUCAUAUUUUCUGCCCCACCUCUCCGCCUACUCCACACGACGCGCUUCAUGCCGUCAUGCACUUCGACCAUACAUCAUACAUAUCAGAUAUACGACAUAUGUAACCCGCUUGCAAGCACACGCAUCCAGUCCAAUCUUCAAACCUCCUCGAAACGUACACAUCUCAACGUCCUGGUCACGAGUCACUAGUCUGUCAAGCAGCACUCGCGAAAAGAUCAGGUCGUCUGUCCCGUCAACACCGCCAAGAUAUCUUCACCAACUCGCACUCGUAUUUCUCGACUUCUUCGCGUCAUUCAGCCAACAGUAUCACGCAAGAGAAUGUCCACACACUCUGCUCUGUCAUCGUCCUUGCCUCAGGCACCAUGGAAACCCAUCUUCGAGAAACAUCUCAGCAGCAUGGAAACACCUCAAUUCGUAUUGUCCACUCUGACUCCAGCUCCUGCUGGCUCUCCAACACCGUAUCUUCCGCGUUCUCGGUAUGUAAUAUAUCGCGGAUUCUGGGGUACUUUGCCCGAAAACAAGCACAACGUCGUCGAGCGUAACCCACGUGUCUACGAGAGUGAGAUGCCUUGUAUAACGACCGAUGUCAGGAUGCAAAAGACAUUCGAGCUCUUCAGCAGCUCAGAGGGCAAGGCGACUGAAGAAGAGCAAGUGCAAGGCAGCGGCGGCGGCGGUCCGGUUGAGGCGGUCUGGUGGGUGGAGGGCGAUGUUCAAACACAAUGGAGGCUUAAAGGUCGCGCAUAUGUGUUAUGCAAGGACGACAUCGAAGGCGAAGGCGAAGAGAGUAGCGGCGUUAGGACUGUCAAAAGUGAAGUUGGUCGACGAAUGAGGAUUGUCCCUGAGGGAGAGGGCAAGGAGGGAGUAUGGAGCUGGAGUCGCGAGAUCAAGGGCCACUUUGGCAACAAUUCGCCUGGCAUUAGAGGCUCUUUCAAGGCACCACCGCCCGGACAACCUGUGAACAUGCCGUAUGAUGACAAGAAACUUGUGCUUGGAGAGAAAGUGACCAGCAAUGACGACGAAACAGCGUUGCACCACUUCCGUGUAAUCGUCAUUCGUCCUGACGAAGUCGAGCAAACAGACCUCUCUGAUCCCAAAAAGGCACGCCGAUAUAUUUACACUAUUGGUGAAGAUGGCAAUUGGAACAAGGAAGAGACCUGGCCAUAAUACGUCGUAUCAGCAUACGGUCAAGUCAGGAUUGUCGCAUAUCUGACUGACAGUCUGACCCCUCUUCGGCCGAGAUAUUGUAGUCUGUGGGUCAUAUAGAAGACUGUCUAUAGGUGCUCGGAACAAAAUCAGAAUAAAUCCCGGUAGGGUUCUCUGGUUUCUGUCACAGAAGCAUAUUUCCACCAGUUAUUGCUCGAUCUUUCUUGCAGGCUAUCUACCGCUCAU
This is a messenger RNA of Pseudovirgaria hyperparasitica, 1439 nucleotides long. RefSeq lists its product as uncharacterized. Bases 369 to 1214 code for a protein of 281 amino acids. The record is from RefSeq and is a predicted model, not a curated record. The transcript has 2 exons. Lineage: Eukaryota; Fungi; Ascomycota; Dothideomycetes; Acrospermales; Acrospermaceae. Gene Ontology annotation, molecular function: FMN binding.